CUCUUUUUCUUUUACCCAACUAUGUCAACAACCAAGGCUAAAGGAAGAGUUCAAGCUGUUAAGCAACAAUUGUCCCCUGAACAAGAAUAUGCAAAUGCUGUAGAUCCAGUUGCCAGCAUGAAUGAAGAAAGAGCAAAAGCAGCAUUUGAUAUUCGUGAAUUAACGUAUUUAAUGGAUGGAGGUGAAAAGAUAACCCAGUUAAAAGAAAAGAUUAUGCUUGAACUUGAGAGGGACCAAUUGUUUAGAAUGGAUGAUAUUCAUGAUAUAUCAAAGGCUGAAUUACGUGAGCGUACAAUGGAAAAGUUCAGUAGUAUGCUUCACCAUCUCCAGAAUGAGUCUGUCGAGACUUUUAAAAAGCGCAUGGAAAUUGUAAGUCUUGUUGAUCCUGGAUUUUGGACUCGGUUCGGCGUACACUACGGUUUAUUUGUCGGUGCAUUACAAAGCAAUGCUUCUCCAGGUCAAUUAGGUUACUGGUUUGAAAAGGGUGCUCUGUCAUUAUCAAAAUUCGUAGGCUGUUUUGCUAUGACAGAGUUAGGUCAUGGUUCAAAUGUCCCCGGAUUGGAAACAACAGCCACUUUUGACGAAGGUGCAGAUCAGUUUGUUAUUCAUACACCUACUUUGACAGCUACAAAGUGGUGGAUUGGUGGUGCUGCCCAUUCAGCUACUCAUGCUGCAGUUUUUGCUCAAUUAAUUGUGAAAGGCAAGAGAUAUGGUACAAAAUGCUUUGUUGUACCACUAAGAGACCCCAAAACGUACAACACUUUGCCUGGUAUUACCAUUGGUGAUAUUGGUAAAAAGAUGGGAAGGGACGGUAUUGAUAAUGGUUGGAUCCAAUUUACCCAUGUCCGUAUUCCUCGUGGAUAUAUGCUCCAAAAGCACACAAAAGUUUCAAGAACUGGUUUGGUGAAAGAGCCCAAACUUCAACAAUUGACAUACGGUGCAUUAUUGCAAGGACGUGUCGCUAUGGUAGCAGAUAGUGGUCAUUUUUCCAAAAAGGCCCUUACUAUCGGAAUUCGUUACGCGGCUGUUCGUCGUCAAUUUGCUAGCGUGAACAGUAACAUUGAAACUAAACUCUUGGACUAUCCCAUCCAUCAACGUCGGCUUAUGCCCCUAUUAGCACAAACUUAUGCUAUGCUCUUUACUGGUACAGAAAUGACAAACAUGUAUAAUUUAAUGAUGUCCCGUUUAGAAUCUGCUAAAGAAGACGACCCUGAUUUGGAUGAAGUAAUGGAAAUUUUGAAAGAAACUCACUCCACUAGUGCUGGUCUUAAAGCUUUUUGCACUUGGAACUGUCUAAACACUAUUGAAGCCUGUCGUCAAGCUUGUGGUGGCCAUGGGUAUUCUGCCUAUACGGGGUUGGCGCAGAUGUAUCAAGAUUUUGCAGUUCAAUGCACUUGGGAGGGAGAUAAUACUAUCUUAACAUUACAAUUGGGUCGUUAUUUGAUCAGCAGUUAUCGUGAAGCUUUGAAAGGAAAGAAGCUGUCCCCAGGCGUUGGCUAUUUGAACAAUUUGAAAAAUUUGAUCGGCAAAAAAUGUGAAGCCAGGAACUUGGAAGAUCUUUUGUCACCUGAAGUUAUCAUCGAUGGUUGGAACGUUGUUUGCGCAAAUGUCGUACGUAACGCUGCUAAUGAAUUCGAAGCAUGCCUGAAGCAAGGUAUGGAGCCAGAUGAUGCCUACGAGCAUUGCUCUCAGUCACGUUUGUAUGCGGCAAAACUUCACUCUUUCGGCUACUUGGUCAAUAGAUUUGCGGACGGUGUGUCUAAAGUUACAGGCAAUCUUUUUGAUAUCCUUGAGAAACUUUGCCUCCUUUAUGGUCUAUACACAAUUGAAGAAAAUGCUGGCGCUUUCUUACAAUAUGAAUAUUUUACACCAGCUCAAAUUGAGUUUGUUCGCAGCAUUGUGAACAAAUUAUGUAAAGAAGCGAGAGAUCAAGCUAUUCCCUUAGUGGACGCUUUUAAUUUGAGCGAUUACAUUAUUAACAGCCCUUUGGGGCGUAAGGAUGGUAAUGUUUAUGUCCACUACUUUGAUCAAGUCCGUCGGUCAAACCCACAAGGUGAGCAUCCUUAUUUUGACCGACUCAUCAAACCUUUAAUACAUCGUGAUAUGGAAACAGUUGAAUAUGAAGAUGAACAGGCAGGUCUGGAAUCUGAAGAUGAAGAUGAAUAGUUCUCUUAUUUUUGAAAACUAUUGAUGCUAAUUUCCACUCGUAUAUACUUACUAUGCUCCAUAUAAUGUACUUAUACAAAAAAUGUCUGUUUGAAUAUGCCCUUCAAUUGAAGAUCAUUGGUUGAAAUAGAGAAAGGAAAUAAAAUUAUCCGAGAUCAAGG
Molecule: messenger RNA, 2327 nt
Organism: Mycotypha africana
Lineage: Eukaryota; Fungi; Mucoromycota; Mucoromycetes; Mucorales; Mycotyphaceae
Product: acyl-CoA dehydrogenase/oxidase C-terminal
Exons: 8
Coding region: 22-2166 (714 amino acids)
Biological process (GO): lipid homeostasis; fatty acid beta-oxidation using acyl-CoA oxidase
Cellular component (GO): peroxisome
Molecular function (GO): fatty acid binding; FAD binding; acyl-CoA oxidase activity
Source: RefSeq, a predicted model, not a curated record